Messenger RNA from Cladophialophora immunda, 1646 nucleotides. Its product is annotated as phosphatidylserine decarboxylase. Lineage: Eukaryota; Fungi; Ascomycota; Eurotiomycetes; Chaetothyriales; Herpotrichiellaceae. Gene Ontology annotation, biological process: phospholipid biosynthetic process. The record is from RefSeq and is a predicted model, not a curated record. Bases 395 to 1426 code for a protein of 343 amino acids. The transcript is spliced from 2 exons. Gene Ontology annotation, molecular function: phosphatidylserine decarboxylase activity.
GGCCCCUCUAAAGUCUGUACACCAGCGACUUGUAGAGAAGAGGAAUCGCACAUCCAAUGGCCGCGUUGGGUUCUUACCGAAGGUGGAAGAGUCCAAGCAUGAUGGACGAGGCCAGGGAUACCACCAGCACCUCAGCAAUCGCAGAUCAGCCUACUAAGCCUCGAGGCUCAUGCGCGGCUCUGCCCCUGCGGUGCCACCAGUGCUGUUAUCAUUCGAGCUUUGCCCAGAGACUGUAGCGACUGAUGUCAGAGCUAUGACGUUGCGCGAUUCCAGAACAAGUUGCAGUCGGAGAUGAAAUCCGAUAGCAGGUCUGAUAUUUAUUCCUCAAGCCCUGACUUUUUUCAACUGUGGCGGAUUCAGACAAGCUCACACUCGCAACAUAGCCGCGACGACCAUGUUCGAUUUCAUCCUGCAGUGGAUCCAUGAUAUUUUGGACUCUGCGCUCUCCGCGGUCAAACUCGUCCAGAACCGCCAGAUAGGCUGGAAAACACUGAAUCGCAAAACGGGCCGCUAUGAGCGCGAACAGCAGCCCAUUUGGAAAAAGAUAAAGCUCUGGGUCCUCUUCAGUCGUCUUGUUGAGUGGGUGGAUCGCACACAAUUACUUCGGCUGUGGAUUCACGAGAAAACCAUCAAAGCCGGAAAGGAAGAAGGCACACCGGCGUCUGCUCGUCAGAUCAAGGCCUUUGUGGACUUCUACCACAUCAACAUGGACGACUUCACUCCUUCCGACAUCCACCAAUAUCGAACCUUUGAGGCCUUUUUCGUCCGACAGCACAAGCCUGGCGCGCGACCCAUAUUCGAACAGGAUGAUCCCACGCGCGCCGUAGUCGUCGCGGACAGUCGGCUGGUGGUCUACCCGACCGUGGCACAGACCCAGAAGCUCUGGAUCAAAGGACGGAACUUCACCGUGGGCAACCUCAUUCGCGACGACGAGGCCGCCAAACCCUGGCACAACGGCGCCAUCGCGAGCUUCCGCCUGUCUCCUCAAGAUUACCACCGCUACCACUCCCCCGUCGAUGGCACGGUCGAAUGGUUCAAACAGAUCCCCGGCGACUACUACCAGGUGGACCCGAUGUGCCUGCGGAGCGACAUCGACAUUCUAACCACGAACGCGCGGUGUGCCGUGUGCAUCAACUCGAAAGAAUUCGGCAAGGUGCUAUUCGUGGCGAUCGGUGCGACCGACGUUGGCACUGUCGAGAUCAGCCCCAAGUGCCAGAAGGUCGGUUCCGCGGUGAGGAAGGGCGACGAGGUCGGCCUGUUCCAGUUCGGCGGCUCGAGCAUCAUCGUGGCGUUCGAGGAAGGUGGCAUCCAGUUCGACGAGGACUUGCUGAGCGUGAGCCGCAACUUGGUCAUGAUGGAUGUCGAGGUGGGCAUGAGUCUUGGACGUGCCACACAAAAGAGGUGGGGGAGGGCGGAAGCCAGAUGAUCCAGUACAAGACAACCCACCAUGGCGCAAAAAAGCCACCUAUAAAGCUGAGUUAGCCGUUUGAGAUAGGGGAACAAGGCUAGGACGAAGCGAGCGUAAAAUGAGCGAGAGAUGCAUCUGCCUCCGCCGUUGAGAUCCCCUCGACCUACUCGAUCCCAGACCCAAUGCGAACGAGUGAAUACAAGCCCGAUAUUCCUGGGUAUACACCCUCCUCGCCCGC